AUGGAGGAACCCACUGAGAGCCGAUGUUUAUGUCGAGACGAAAGAAAAGCACUAGAAAAGGCUAAAAUUAUACAACGAGAAAAUCGGAGGAAGUCGUUCAAAAUGAUAUCAGAAAUCUUGAAGAAGGAUGAUGGAGAACGCACAGAGAAAGAGCUGGCAGCCUUACAGCAGAAUCAAGACAUUGCUGAAGAAUUAUGCAAAAGGAAAAUACAGAGGACUGUACUGAAGAGGAAGCAAGAAGAGAUGUACGACAGCACAGAAGAACUGCAACUGAAAGUGAAGCAGCUUGCCGAGGCGAUGCAGAUGUCUAAAAGCCUGGUCAUCUACACUGGUGCCGGGAUCAGCACGGCGGCAUCAAUCCCAGACUACAGAGGGCCGGACGGAGUGUGGACAAGAUUGAAGAGGGGGCUCCCAGUCAGCGUCACUGAUUUGAGUCAAGCUGAGCCCACUUUUACACACAUGUGCAUCAAGAUGCUGCAUGAGGAAAAGCUGGUUCAGCAUGUAGUCUCUCAAAACUGUGAUGGGCUCCACCUAAGAAGUGGAUUUCCAAGGCAGAAUCUCUCUGAGUUGCAUGGGAAUAUGUUUAUAGAGGUGUGUACGUCCUGCACCCCGACGAGGGAAUACAUCCGUCUCUUUGAUGUCACGGAGCGAACAGCUAAACACAGGCAUGCGACCGGCCGGCAGUGUGGUGAGUGUGGAGGAGACCUGAGGGAUACGAUCGUUCACUUCGGGGAACGCGGCACGCUGGACUGGCCUCUCAACUGGAACGGAGCCAUAGACGCGGCGGAACACUGUGACGCCAUCCUCUGUUUGGGCUCAAGCCUCAAGGUUCUGAAGAAGUAUCCUCGUCUGUGGUGUAUGACUCGGCCUGCCUCGAGGAGACCACGCCUCUAUAUUGUCAACCUACAGUGGACCCCAAAGGAUGAUAUGGCUUCUCUGAAAAUCCAUGGAAAGUGUGAUGUCGUGAUGUCCCUACUCAUGGAGGAGCUGAACAUUAAAGUACCAGCUUAUAACAGGGACGAAGAUCCUAUUGUCACCAUGGCAACACCUCUGGGACCAGCAGAGGAGGCAAGUCACACGCGUAGAUUGGUCAACUCUCCAUCUGCCUGCCCUCAAGAGUCCAGUGACUGUACAGACGAGUCUUCAGAGGUCCGCGGAGGCUGGUUUGGACGUGGAUACAACAAAGGACAGAGGAAAAAACUGACGGCGCAACAAAGUGAACAAAGAAACUCUGAUGAAAAGAUGAGCAAGAUAGAUGUGGCUACAUGAAAUUACCACACACACACACACACACACACACACACACACACACACACACACACACACACACUUCCCCUCCAGUCCUUGUCCCUCUCUUGUUUACAGUUUGGCCGGUUGGUAACAAGACUAAGCCCUUUCAGAACAACGGGCCUAGAUGUAACAAGCACAAUUCAAAGACCUUUCUCUUAUUUGCAGUCGGGAUGUUUGCAAAAGAUGCUCAUUUGUGCUGGUUGCCAGCAGGGAGGCUCCAUUAUUUUCUCAACGAAGAUGGGGCAACGCGGAAUUAAGAGACCACAAGCCAUAGGACAGUACGGGAGAUCGUAGAGUCGUUUAACUUGAUCCAUGGAAGGAAUAUAUUCUGGAGUAAGACCAGGCUAUGGCGAAGGGACAUAUACAUGGACAUCUCCUGCCUCCACGCCUGUAGCUUGUUGACCACUCUCAGGUGUUCUUUACGAAGAUUCUAUGUGUGACUUAAUUAAGUUUCACGCUUGCGUCUAAGUUGAACACACGCAUGACUUCAUACACGUAGGUGUCCCGUUCUCUUGGAAUAAUGGACAUGUUCUUAAAAGACGUUCUGUUCACCGGGGGAUAAGUUAAACUUGCUGGGCAAGGUACUCAUUAUUCAUUUGUACACACAGCUGCUUUGUGCACAGAACUUCAAUGUCAGGGCAUCUGAGAAAACACACUGCAUUGAACACAUUUUGUAUUUGUAUGGAAGCAUUUAUUUAUUUGUUUUUAGAUGGAAUGUAUUGGAGAUGUUUAAAAGUAUAACGGCCAUCAUUUGCAGCUUGUUAAAGUAACUUUGCUGAUGGUCCUUCUGAGUUGUGGGUGUACUUGCAUGAUGGCAACGAUGAGAGAAUCAAAGAAAUGUAUGAAGAGAACUAAAAUGGUCAAAAAAAGAAAAUUCCCUCUAUUUUUGAUGCGAUAUUUGAGUGAUAUUUGUAUAGGUGAGAGAAAUACAGACCACUGUCCUCACAGAAAGCUCCAAUGAAAUAAUAAAAAAAAAUUGAUAGACUUCAA
This is a messenger RNA of Engraulis encrasicolus (European anchovy), 2280 nucleotides long. RefSeq names its product sirtuin 7 (gene sirt7). Bases 1 to 1269 code for a protein of 422 amino acids. Gene Ontology annotation, cellular component: nucleus; chromatin. Lineage: Eukaryota; Metazoa; Chordata; Actinopteri; Clupeiformes; Engraulidae. The record is from RefSeq and is a predicted model, not a curated record. The transcript is spliced from 10 exons. Gene Ontology annotation, molecular function: NAD+ binding; histone H3K18 deacetylase activity, NAD-dependent.